Molecule: messenger RNA, 2383 nt
Organism: Ceraceosorus guamensis
Lineage: Eukaryota; Fungi; Basidiomycota; Exobasidiomycetes; Ceraceosorales; Ceraceosoraceae
Exons: 5
Coding region: 1-2088 (695 amino acids)
Source: RefSeq, a predicted model, not a curated record
AUGUCGAACCAACAUGAUAAUGGUAACACUGGCGCUUCGGAGUCGCAGAUGCCUAUGCUUACGCUGGCAUACCUCAACCAUGCUAUCUCCUGGACAUAUCCGAUCAUUGCUGCUCAAGUCAUCGCCAUGCUCGAGUGCGUUCGAGUCCUCCCAGCCGAAGUUCGCAUGAUCAUGCGCGCUUACAAGCGGCGCAGGCUCAACGCUGCCGAGACGCUCUUCUUCAUGAUCAAGUAUGCGACGGUCCUGUCAUUCAGUCUGGAUUUGACGAUUCAGCUGACGCAGCUGUUGCAGAGCGACGACGCUUGCUUGGGUGCAAGCUGGGCAUCGCUGUUCUUCCUUUUUUUCGCAUCGAGCACUGUCGUCGCCUCUCUCUGCUGGCGUGCGCACAUCAUCUUCCACAGAUCGUUGUUCUCUCGCAACUUGCUAUGCAUCGGCUUGCUUGUUCAGAUCGGCAUCUCCAUUUACACACUUUCCAAGCAAGGCAAGUUCGACACGCUCUUCAGCGACGGGACAGCCGCCUAUUGCAAUCUUCGCAGCCAAGUCGAUCCCGUGCUGGCCUCGAGACCGCCUCCUCCUUGGUACAGUCUUAGUGCACCGUGGUUCCUCUUGUACAACACGCUUUUCGACGGCAUUAUCGUCGCAACAACCACCUGGCGCCUUCUUAAAGCUGCUCGUGGGCCGACCGGCUUCGCUUCCAUCAGCAAACGCCUCUUCGCCAACGGCAUCCAGUAUUCCGCAGUGGUCUGCACGGUCAACUUGGUCGAAUUCAUUGCUAUUAUGGCCGCUUUUAAGAAGAUGCCCUUGAGCCAGCCGAGACUGAAGCGCUGCUUCAACAUAUGCUUCCCUGGACCGACUUGGACAGAUAUGCUCAUCUCUGAGCAAGAUGCUGUGCACGGCCACUACGGUGGCAUGUCUUCCAUGGUCAAACCACCCCAGUACCGUUCCGACCCUUCGAGUGGAAGACCAGGCUUCCCAGCUCUGCCUCUUGCAUCUUCAGGUGCCUCUUCCCACGCCACGUCUGGCUUCGAUUCGAGCAUCAGGGACUCCAAAGCUCUUCUGACAGCUAAAUCGGGGUUUGGAAGGGGGCAGGGCGGGACCGCUCUGCCCUCAGUACCAAUGAGGACGCUAUCGAGCUCGGGACACGGUGAUCGUGAUGUGGAUGGCUUUGUGCACGAUGCAGAAGCUGGCAUGUACAGUUCCACGACAGAUGACUACCUUGCUAGCACUUUGUUGGAGAAAGGGGAACUCGGCACACCUCCAGGACCCGCCCCACCCUUUUCGAUGCUCUCUGGCACACCUUCCAACUUUGAUGAGACGCCUUCGGAGUUUGGCGACAAUGUGGACUACACUCGAUCCCCUGGGAAACGCGCGAACGAGUCUAGAUCUCUCACUUUGGGCGACGACGGCAAGAACAACUUGUCGAUCGGUGCCAUUCGUGAACGAGCUGCAGAGCUGAAGAGGAGCGAGAAUGAGCACCAUCACAACCGCAAGAGCGUCCCGAGCGCGAAGCCCUCAAUCUUUUCUGGAACUGAUGGCUUUGGCGCUCCCGGACCGCACGGAAAAAAUCAGAUCAUGGUGGAGACGACGCGUGACGUCACGCGCAGCUCACCUGUGCGAGACACCGCGCUUAGUCGCAUGACCACUUCUUCAGGUGCCAGUCCAAACGAGGAUUCUUUCAGCACACCCAAGCGCAAGCCAAUGGACCCAGUUGCUUCCGAGAUCCUGCCGGGACGUCACCUGGGACACACUCCCAACGCCAGCGUCUCGUCGAUUCACGAUCCUCGUUACCAGAUUACAAGAUCUUCUUCGGAUCCGAACUCCAAUCACGGGCAAAGACAGCAUUGCAUCGACCCAGUCGUUGCAGCCGCCUACCCGAAGCUAGCUGCUCAGCAAUCGAAGGCUCAUCAGAAGGAUAUGUACGAGGGAGAUCGAGGACUCGACCAUUCUUACGACCCACCAGGAUCCGCUACUUCUCAAGCUAGCAGCUUCGCGGCAGGUGAGCCUCGAGUCACCAUUUCAAAUCGCGCCGUCGAUCAAUUCACUACGAACCAAGGUAGUGCGACGAGCGCUGGUAACCGCUACUUCUGAGCAAGCUGAGAAUAACCACAUUCGACAAAGCCGUGAAGACUAGCGCCCACCAGUGCUCAAUCUGCAUCCGGUGUCUUGCCUUCUACCCUGCGUUGACGGCCCGUCUUUCCGCGGUCUCGAGACAUUUGAUCGAUUGAGCUUGACUCGACGACGGCGUCCGAAAUUCUAAAGGUACCCGACCACUGUUGCCUCUGACUAAUACAAUUCGUGUCACCUAAUUUGUCGAGGGAUGAGCUUGCUUUUGCGAGGUGCUCUGAGCAUGCUCGAGUGAGAUGAGGUCUGAAAAGUUAACAAG